This is a messenger RNA of Paramecium pentaurelia, 2001 nucleotides long. NCBI's taxonomy places the organism in Eukaryota, Ciliophora, Oligohymenophorea, Peniculida, Parameciidae. The record is from the annotation of a GenBank genome assembly.
AUGCUUGAUUAUAUACCAUUCACUAAAGGUUAAGAAAACGAGAUUAAAGUAACAAGUAGUAUAGUAGGAGGAUACAAUUCAAUACUAAAAAAUUAAAAAUUUACACUUAAAUUUCUAUAAAAUAAACAAAACUAUGCUAAAAUCAAUAAAGUUACUGAUUUUUAAUCACUUUUAUAUUCUCCUGAAUAAAUUACUACUAGAUCAUUAGAUAUCUAGUAAUAUGAAUAUAUUUUACAUAAAGAUGGUUCACAAUAUAAAUUAAAAGAUUAUAAAAAAAUUUCUAAAGGAUAAUAAAUAAUUUUGACAAGAAAACAAUAGUAAUAAUCAAUUUAAGUUGAAAAUAUUCAUUUAAAUGAAAAUUCUGAUCAUUAAAAGAAAUUAGAAUUAGCACUAAAUAGAUCCAAGUUUAAUCGUGUUGGUAGUAUUUGUGAAACAUAAAGAUCUCAAGACUCUUUAUCUAGUAUAUAAAAAAUUACUAGAUAUUAAUAAUUACAACAAUCAAAUUAAUAUUUAGUCUUGUAAUAUUAAGAUGAGUAUAAUAGAAAAAUAUCUAAUUAAUAAGAUUAAAGUCAUUCAAGUAUAAAUGUUGAACAUUAAAUUGAAGAUAUAACAAUUUAAAAGAAUGAAGAAAUAGUUUUAAAUGAUUCAAUAGAUAAUAAAAACUAUUCUCAUAAAGAAUUCCUAAAAUAAAUUGAUAUUUAAGAUUUGUAAUAACAUCUGUAAGUUAAUGAAAGUUGUGCUAUAUCAUAAUUCUCAUAUCCUUAGUAAUAAUCUAUUAAUAAUGAAAUUUCUUUAAUUAAUUAUGAUGAUGAUGAAGAGGAUUAUGAAGAAGAAAAUGAAGAAUAAAUUAAAUUUGACAAAAAGUAAAUGAAAAAUAAAAAUUAAUCAAGACAAAAAUAAUAAAACUAAUAACAAUUAAAUUCUAAAACAAAUUAAAGUAUACAAUCAGUAAAAAAAUCAGAUGGAAUAAGAUCGAAUAAAAUUAGUAGACAAUAAUCUUAGAUGUCUUUAUCAGAUUUAGAUAGAAUAGAAUAAAUAAUUCAAUAGAAUGAAAAUGAUUUGGAUGAAGUAGAACAAAGACAAAGAGAUAAGAUGAAACAACAAAUUAGAGAAUUAGAAGAAAGAAUAUAGAAGACAAAAGAAAGAUAAGAGUAAUUUUAAUAUAAUUCAGAAGACUAUAAUGAUUAGAGUAGAGAAUAUUUAUAAACUAAAAAAAUGGAAUAAUAAUAAUAAUAAUAAUAAUAAUAAUAAUAAUAAUAAUAAUAAUAAUAAUAAUAAUAAUAUUAAGUAUAACAACAUUAAUCAAAAAAAUAAGGAAAAAAUGAAUUUAAAUCAUCUAUUUAAACACAAUCAAUUAUUUCUAAAUAACCAAAGUAAGUAAUAUUAUUAGAUUCUUAAAGUUAAGCAGUUUUACCUAAUACUAAUUAAUAAUUAGAACAUCCUAUUAUAAUUAAAUCACCUAAACAGGAAAAGAAAAAUUUAGAUAUGAAUGAAAAUGAAUCAAAAAGAAUAUCGUAGCAUAGUAUUGAAUUAGAAAAUUCUGUUAUUGAAUCAUAAAAAGAUUUAGAAAAACAAUAAAAUAACAAUAUUCCUAUUAUUUCUGAUCCACUAAUAAAAAUAGAAAAUAGAUUAAAAGAGAUAUAAGAAGAUAUAGAGAUUCAUUAAAGGAAAUAAAGUGAAGUAGAUUUUGCUGAUUUCUUAUUAACUUCAGGAAAUGUAUUCGAUAAAAAUUAUGAAGUAAUAUAAUUAAUUUAAUGAUAGAAAUAUAAGAUUUUUCAAUUUGAUAAACAAUCAGAAGAUCCACCUGGAAAUUUUAGAGAGGAAGAUAUAAAUUUAUAUCAUUAGAUGAAGUAUUGGGAUACUUAAAAUACUGGAAAUAAUAAGAAAAUCUUAUCAAUUGCAGAUUUUGUAAGAGGUGUCUAUACUAAAUUUACUUCAGAGGCUAAUAUAUGUGAAGAAGAUAUUAAAACAUAAAAAUCAAUAGAUUCUGAUUGGGAAUGA